AUGAUGCCUGCAGCCACGAUGCAUGAAAAAGUCCAAAGGAGUUCGGCUGCUGGUCAGCCUGCUCCCUCGCACUCUCACCCUCCUGUAUAUCAUUCUCAUCCUGCACCUAAACGCAGUCUCUCAUCUAAACCUCACCCCGCCAACUCUUCGGACCGCCCACAACACCAGUCGCUUUCCCGCGUCAAGGGCCGGCAUACUAUGUACACACCACCUGCAAUGAGUACCGAGGGCUCGUGGCUGAGAGAUCAGUCACCGGCUCACCCUGGGACCAAGACACCAACCCGCUCCCAAGAGACACCAGAGCCAAGCACACCUACAUUAGUCAAUCCCUCCUCCGCCCUGCUGCAAGAUCUCCUCAAGGAGCAGCGCGCACACCGGGGCUCGCGAGGCAACAUCUCAGAAGAUUUGGAAACUAGCGGUCCACGAACUCCCGAGACUGCUCGACUUUAUGACGACACGGUUUCAGAAAAGGCACGUAAAGUCACCGAUGCGCUCUCUGCUGGCCAGAGAAAACCCAAAGAAAUGGGGAUGCGCGAAAUGGAUAGUUACGUUUCGAAAAUGAAUAAGCUCAAUUUCGAUUUGAAGCUCGAAAUUUUUCAUCGCACGCAGCAGAUGAGAAUCCUCGAGCAGAAGAUGGAACGGAUGGCAGAGAUGGAAGAACAGCUUGCUCAUAUGGACCAGCUGGAGGCAGAAGUGCGAGAGCUGCGGACCGUGGCAAACGAAAACCGAAUGUUACGGGAAACAAAUAAGAAGCUAAGCGAAGACUUCAAGAACCGUGAUCAAGCGGUUGUCGAAGCUGUCGACCUUAUCUGCCAGUUGGAAACGAAGAUUGACUUGCUGGAAAAUGGCGGGCAGACCUCGAAGAUGUCCAUGUCGCGUCCUAUGACCGCAGAUGGGUCGGAUGUGUUGACGCCAAGAGCCCUCACAAUGGUCGAAAUCCCAGAGAGAACGUCGUCGAGACGUGGUUCGAGAUCCUCUAGUGUCAUGAACGUGGCCCGCCGCCAGACAUCCUCUGAACUACGAAAACUCUCUAAAGCGCCAUCCUUUUUGCGCGCGGACGACAAGAGUACUGCAACCUUGCGAGGACUUUAUGAGCCCAGGAACAAUGAGCAACCUGCCGAAACGACCGGACUUGCAAAGUCGGAAAGUUUUCAUACUAUGACCGAGACCAUGGAACCAGAAUCCCCCAGAUUGAGCGUUUUGAGCGAAUGCAGUGAGCUAAAUACCUUCGACACGCCCACACGAUGGGAUGAGUUUGACAACUUUGAUAUUCCAGCCCUUAAGGCAUCGUCAACCACAGGCAGCAUGGAUAGCUAUGUUCGUCCCUCUGAGCGGGAGGAAAGCAAGGAAGACCGCAUCGACCGCUGGAUGCAGUCCAGACAGGAUACGAACGAGACUAUUAUUACAAGGCGGAGAAAUCGCGCAUCAUCCGAUGCCUCCAAAGCCGGUAUUCCAAGUCUUGUGGCUGAUUUGUACUCCCAGAAGCCCCGUGGGCGUGGGCGCUUGGAUGCAUCGCUAUUUGGAGGAAUCGCUCUACCCCCCACACCGGACACAAUGAGCACAGCAUAUGUCAUUGGCACCAACCGCUCAAAUGGUUCAAAUGGUUCAAAUGGAAGCAUCACAGCCCGAAAGAGUUUCCGUAAUGACCAAGACCCGUUCUUCCCUUCCAAGCCAAUCAACCGCCCACAAUCCGCCGAGGAGAUGGCAAAUCGUCGCAGCUUCAACAGUGAACUCACAGACAGCAUGCAGACUAAUUACAGUGACAGCACGCGCCCUGGAGGCGUGGUCGAGUCACACACCAUAUUACCCUCAUAUACCAAUGUUUCAUCCAAAGCCAGCGAGCUCCUCGGCCCUGGAAGCCCCAACAACCCUGCUAUCGAAACCUUUGGAGAUCUACACCAUGUUACUUCCAAUCAGGUGUCUACCCCGACUAUCCAUCGUGUCCGCAAUGUACCCAAGGCCAUGACCCCAGAACCGAAAAGCAACGAGCGUGACGUUUCACCGCCGCUCACACCCCAGGACUGGAUUGCGGCCGCAAACCAAGGCCCUCGGUCUCGGAAAGAAAAGGCUCGUGCGACUAGCCCCGAGCUCCAGCGGACUGAUAUGUCCCCCCGAAAGGCUUUCCGUCCUGUCACUUUCGACGACGAUGGGAGCAUCGCCUCGGAUCCAAGCGAGCCGGAUUCUGCUCGCAUCCCAACGCUUGACAUGACCACACUCGACAUUCUGGAACAACCUCUGGAAGUAUCCCAAGCAAACCCUCAACCGGAAGCAGAGCCAGAACCUCGCCGGCGCCUCAGCUUCCGACCCCCCUUCUUCAGUCGCUCCACCAACCAUCCCCGUCCUCUGCAGGCUUCCCCGAUCCCUAAUGAUUUCGAAGAUGAUGAAGAUGGAGCUCCAUCUCCUGUGAUUCCCAAAACCAGAACAAUGGGAGGAAGUGGCCGCAGACCCGCCUCCCAACUGUACACCAACCCGAACGAGCUGUACUCCAGCCUCCAGAUUUUCAGCGAACAGCCACCCACAUCCCCAAGAUGCCUCCCGCAGUCCUUCACCGAACCAAGAAUGGCAGACCUUGACACCUCAGCCGCCGGCCGCCCUUCUACAUCGCAUGGAACCGAACACAAGCGUCGAAGCUCCCUCGGCAUCAUCGGCUGGAUGAAGGGCAAGAUAUCUGACUCUGCUGACAAGCCUGAGCUCGCAAAAGAGUCUCGCACCCCCUCGCGGCUGCCAUUCGAGAGCGCCAACGGGGUUGGAAUACCCCAUGCCGAGACAUCAGAGUCGUUCGAAGCGCCUGCUGUGAGGCCUCGCUCAGAGGUGUUCACCCAGGAUGAUCUUGCUCGGCGACCUAGGUAUAUGGGUCGUCGUGCGCGUCGGGCUUGA
This is a messenger RNA of Penicillium olsonii, 2877 nucleotides long. The record is from the annotation of a GenBank genome assembly. Lineage: Eukaryota; Fungi; Ascomycota; Eurotiomycetes; Eurotiales; Aspergillaceae.